AUGCCAAGAGCGUCAAAAAAAUCGAAAGUCUCGAAAAAAUUGAAAGUCUCGAAGAAAUCGAAAGGGCCAAAGGGGUCAAAAGGGUCAAAAGGUUUGAAAGAGUCAGCAGAGUUGACAGAGUCGAAAGAAUCGAAAGAUUCUAUUGGAACCGAACUGGAUGUCAAAACCCUCAAACCGAAAAAAUUGAUAUUACAGCCAGUCGAGGAGGACGAAUCUCCCAAAAUUGCAGAACUGUGCCACGACUUGGACAGAGUUUUGUUUAAUCCCGGAGUGUAUCACUUGCAGGACCCUCGAUCUGGCGUCUUCAACUUUGAUCCAAGUUUGGCAUUAAUCAUGCCGGUCCAGGAAUUCGAUUUCGAUGCCUUGCAGGAAUAUAUUACAUCCUCCAAGGAUUCCAAGCUCCGGGAUAUGUGUAUCAAACACAAGUUGAAAUACUGUGGCUCAACUUCAAGCAUGACAUCUAUGCUGUCACACUUCCACUUUCUCCUAUCGGCUUGGAGGCAGCCAAAUUAUGAAAACUUAUCGAAAGCCUUGACACCAGACUCACUCAACUUCUCCGCUCUGAUUCGUGGGCCGGCUGCAGCCUUCGCACACUUCAAAGAUGGCGUCUACGCCAUUGACGCUGAUAAACAGUACGAUACCGAAAAUGUCCUCAGCAUGCUAGGCAAAUCAAUGGAGAAGCUUCUCACGUUACCCAACGAAGAUUUUGAAAAGUAUCGAAGAUCAAAAUCUCAUCAGCUGUCUGAAGAGGAGAAGAACGCUGGGGAGGCGUAUCAUUAUACCUCAAUGGGUGAUUUUCUCAUGCGGUCGCAACUCGACGCACUUGAUUCUCGGUUGCCGGGCUCCGGUGUUUUCGACCUAAAGACAAGAGCCGUGAUAUCUGUCCGGAUGGAUGUAAGGGGUUACGAGAAGGGGGUUGGGUACGAAAUCCGGAGACGAUUCGGGCAGUGGGAAUCUUUUGAACGUGAAUAUUACGACAUGAUUCGAACGGCCUUCUUGAAAUACUCGUUGCAGGUACGCAUGGGCCGCAUGGAUGGUAUUUUCGUGGCAUACCAUAACACGCAGCGGAUAUUCGGUUUCCAAUACAUCAGUCUGUCGGAGAUGGAUAACGCAAUCCAUGGCACGCUUGAUACUCGCUUGGGCGACCAGGAAUUCAAGUGCAGCGUGGCGCUGCUCAAUGAUCUCCUGGACCGAGCAACCCAGCGUUUUCCGGGGCGAACGCUUCGGCUGCACGUCGAGACACGACCCACAAAGGUGCCUCUCACCUACUUUUUUGUCGAACCUGUUUCAGAAGAAGAAAUGCGCAAAAUACAGGAAGCGGGGAAGCCGUCGGCGGAACAGUUGGAGCAGGAGAUACAGGGCCUUCGUCGUGAAGAAAGCGAGGAAGAGACUGUCGCGGCUGCCGAGGCUGCCGAGACGGAACAGGGCGAGGGAUUAGACGCUGAGGAGUCGGAUGAAGCUGGCGAUGACUUCUCGACCAGCGACACGCAAAGCGAAAACGCCUGGAGGGAGAUGAUGGCCAAAGUCGACGAAACAGUGGAAAAUGAGUCACUUGGGGUUGGGUCGGUGCGGGAGGCCUUGCAGGAGGCUCUUGAGAGGAGUGGCCUGCUCCAAGACAAGACGGAGCUGGAAGGCGAAACAUGUCUAGACGAGCUCGUGUCUGCACUAACUGCUCAUUCAAGCAAAGCUAAAGAAGCCAGAGAGGCGCGGGUGGCCAAGGCAGAACAAGGCGAUUUACACGAGAUGCCGGCUGCUCAGCCCGCCUCGAACGACACAACCUUGGCCAGCUUGAUUCUGAAAGUCACCGAAGGCAUCAACGACAAGAACCCCAACUUGAGAACUUUUGAGCGCAAAGUCGCCGACCUCGCUGCGAAUUCCAAAAAAGCGGAAUCCAUCUCCACCGAGCAGAUGACUUGUCAGCACGAGACGGAAGACACAGCUGAUGAGACGGAUCUAUUGGACGCUGCUGCGGAUAAGAUGGAUGCAUUGGACUCGGCUCCCCAUGAGAUGGAUGCGUUUGAAGCUACUGUCCGUGAGAUGGAUGCGUUGGAAGCGGUGGACCAUGAGGAGGAUGCAGCGGAAGCUGCUGCUCAUGAGGAAGAUUCAUCGGAAACUAUUGCUCAUGAGGAGGAUGCAGCGGAAGCUACUGCUCAUGAGGAGGAUGCAGCGGAAGCUGCUGCUCAUGAGGAUGAUUCAUCGGAAACUACUGCUCAUGAGGAGGAUGCAGCGGAAGCUACUGCCCAAGAGGAUAAUGCAUCGGAAGUUACUGCCCUCGAGACAGAUACAUCGGAAGCUACUGGCCACGACACGAAUACAUCAGACGCCCCCGCUGACAAGGUGCAGGUGGACCCUGAAGCCAUGGAAGAAAAAGUACCAGAACUACUUGGCAUGUACGUCAGCAUCCGCAGCCAAGUAAAUGGCGCAUUUGUCGAGCGACCUGAAGGCGGAGGAUCCCACUCGAACUUUGACUGGGCUGUGGAAUACACUGUCAAGGAACUUUCAGACGAGAAAGCGCAAACCAUCUACGCCAACAUGAAGAAGCGGAGAAAGAAGGUUCUAGACAUAGAUCCGAAAACCAGGUCCACAGAGUGGUACCGCAUGUUCCACGGACAGUUACCAGUUUCCACGAAAAAGGGGAAAGAAUUCCGAAAAAAGAGAGAGCAACAAGAGCUGGGCGCUCCUGUGCUUGUUUCCUACGACAAGAACCCGCUACCCCGGGCUGAUGGCUCCCAAAGGCAGUCAAGUUUGGACGCCGUCAGGACAUCAAGGACGGAUGAAGAGAAGGAGGAGACGAGCAGGUAG
Molecule: messenger RNA, 2802 nt
Organism: Ustilaginoidea virens
Lineage: Eukaryota; Fungi; Ascomycota; Sordariomycetes; Hypocreales; Clavicipitaceae
Exons: 1
Coding region: 1-2802 (933 amino acids)
Biological process (GO): mitochondrial RNA 5'-end processing
Cellular component (GO): mitochondrion; mitochondrial envelope
Source: RefSeq, a predicted model, not a curated record